Messenger RNA from Arachis duranensis, 2240 nucleotides. Its product is annotated as calcium uptake protein, mitochondrial. Bases 142 to 1668 code for a protein of 508 amino acids. Gene Ontology annotation, cellular component: uniplex complex. The record is from RefSeq and is a predicted model, not a curated record. NCBI's taxonomy places the organism in Eukaryota, Viridiplantae, Streptophyta, Magnoliopsida, Fabales, Fabaceae. Gene Ontology annotation, biological process: mitochondrial calcium ion homeostasis; calcium import into the mitochondrion. The transcript is spliced from 7 exons. Gene Ontology annotation, molecular function: calcium ion binding.
UCAUUUUAUACUUCGUAAAAGAAAAAGAAAAAGAAAAAGGAAAAUUUUCCAUUGCUGGCUUUCGCUACUCUCAGGUCUCAGCUGGUUCGGUCAUUUCUUGUGUCAUUUUUCUCUCCGUCACUCAGCACACCAUAACUUUCCAUGUCGUCCUUCUUCACUCUGAGAAAAUCCUCACCGUUAAUCUACCGUUUCCCAAUCCAACGGUCCUUCAAGAUCCGCAACUCUUCAACAACCUCACCAUCUUCCUCCUCCUCCUCCCCUUCGGCACCGUCUCUCCUGAAUCGUAGUAGCAGUAGCACCAACCCGCACUACACUCCUCCGCGGGGCUCCGGUCUCGGUCCUAAUUGGGCUUGGGCCCUUGCCGCGGGCUCAGGCCUUGGGGUUCUCCUGCAUUACCUCGCUAAGCCCAAUUCCCAAUUCGACUCUCCGUUCUUAUCGAAAUUACUGCCUUCUGUUGACUCGUGGUCAACUCCUCCUGGCAACGAAGUUGAGUCUGACCGUCGUUCCACACCGUCGUUGUUUAGAAAACUGUCCCUUCCAGAAAGUUCUAGUUUCUUCCUUAUUGGAGAUGCGUACAGAAGAAAGGUGUUUUUCAACUAUGAGAAGCGGAUACGGUUGCGAAGCCCACCCGAAAAGGUUUUUGAAUACUUUGCUUCUUAUCGUACCCCAGAAGGAGAACUACUUAUGAAACCAGCAGAUCUAAUGCGAGCAGUGGUUCCUGUUUUCCCCCCAUCUGAAUCCCAUCUUGUAAGAGAUGGGUACCUGAAAGGAGAAAGAAGUCCUGGUCAUUUACGGUGUGCUCCUUCGGAAUUUUUUAUGCUUUUUGAUGUAAAUGGUGAUGGCCUUAUAUCUUUCAAAGAGUAUAUCUUUUUUGUAACACUACUCAGCAUUCCAGAGUCAAGCUUUUCUAUAGCAUUUAAAAUGUUUGAUGUGGACAAUAAUGGGGAGAUAAACAAGGAAGAAUUCAAAAAAGUGAUGGCAUUGAUGCGAUCUCAUCAUCGACAAGGUGUUCAGCACAGAGAUGGAUUGCGAAUUGGCCUAAAGGUGAUUGAUUCUGUGGAAAAUGGAGGGAUGUUGGAGUAUUUCUUUGGUAAAGAUGGAAAUGAAUGUCUCCAGCAUGACAAAUUCGUACAGUUUUUGAGAGAUUUACAUGAGGAAAUUGUGAGGCUGGAGUUUUCUCAUUAUGACUACAAAUCUCAAAAAACCAUAUCAGCCAAGGAUUUUGGACUCUCCAUGGUUGCUUCUGCUGACAUAGGUCAUCUAGACAAGUUGCUUGACCGGGUUGAUCAGUUGGACAAUGAUCAACGUCUCAAGAAUGUACGCAUCACAUUUGAAGAGUUUAAAAACUUUGCAGAGCUACGCAAAAAAUUGUUACCAUUUUCAUUGGCGCUUUUCAGUUGUGGAAAAGUAAAUGGUCUAUUAACCAGAGAUGAUUUUCAGCGAGCUGCAUCACAAGUAUGUGGCAUAUCUCUCUCUGACAACGUAGUUGACAUUGUUUUCCAUUUGUUUGAUGCAAAUUGGGACAGAAACCUAAGCGCAGAUGAGUUUGUGAGAGUGUUACACAAGCGAGAAAGGGACAUUGUACAGCCUGUGGAGGCAGGAAUCUUUGGUUUCUUGUCUUGUUGCUGGAACUGUACGGAUAAUCUAUCACGCUUUCGGUUGUUUUAGAUAAUCUGAGUUUGCGGUACCCUUAUACAAGACAGAUUGGGUACUAAACUAAACUUUAACUCCCUCUGUUUCUCUUUAUUUGUCACCAUGAAAAUAUAUGGUACACAUUUUGAUCAAUGUUUUUGUUAUGGUGUACCACAUUUUCACAAUAACAAAUAAAAGAAGCAGAGAGAAUAUUUUGAUACCUGGAAAAUAUCAAAACUAAUAUGUUGUAGAAUAAAUGUGUGGAAUUGGCACUGAAAUGGUCAGUGGCACUAAAAAAGAGUUCUGAUUUUGGUGGAAAAAUGAGGGAGGGAAGGGAAGGACACAAGUUUAAAGUUUGGUUCAUUUUUUUCCUUUUUUACCAAACCCUCCUCUUCUCUGCUUUUCCAUAUGAAAUCAUAACUCACACAUCUUUAUAGAGAGGUUUUUGGUUGUGGAAACCCCUGAUAUGUGGAACACCUUUUCCCUGUAAAUACUAAAUAGUAACUGACCUGACCUCAGCUUUGUAGUUGGUAACCAUGCCAAUUCUCUGUUUCUUGUUCCAUAAUAUUUGUAUUUGGAGAAUUUUAAUGUUAACAAAUUUCACUAUA